CCAAAAUACCCCCCCAACCAUGGCUGCCCGUCCCUCCAACAUUGGCAUCAAGGCCAUUGAGCUCUACUUCCCCAGCCAGUGCGUCGACCAGGCCGAGCUCGAAAAGUUCGAUGGCGUCUCCCAGGGCAAGUACACGAUUGGUCUCGGCCAGACCAAGAUGUCUUUCUGCGACGACCGCGAAGACAUUUACUCUCUCGCCCUGACCACCGUCUCCUCGCUGUUCAAGAAGUACAACGUCGACCCCAAGACAAUCGGCCGCCUCGAGGUCGGCACCGAGACGCUGCUGGACAAGUCCAAGUCGGUGAAAUCUGUCCUGAUGCAACUGUUUGAGGAGUCUGGCAACUACAACGUCGAGGGUGUCGACACGGUAAACGCCUGCUACGGCGGCACAAACGCCCUGUUCAACUCGAUCAACUGGGUCGAGUCCUCUGGCUGGGACGGCCGUGACGCCGUCGUCGUCGCAGGAGACAUUGCCCUUUACUCCAAGGGCGCCGCCCGCCCGACUGGCGGAGCCGGAUGCGUGGCCAUGCUUAUUGGCCCCAACGCGCCAAUUGUCAUGGACGCUGGCCAGCGCGGUUCCUACAUCAGGCACACAUACGACUUCUACAAGCCCGACCUUACGAGCGAAUACCCCAUUGUCGACGGACACUUCUCCCUCCGCUGCUACACCGAGGCAGUGGAUGCCUGCUACAAGGCCUACAACGAGCGAGAGAAGACGCUCAAGUCGCAGCAAAACGGCAACGGCGUCAACGGCAGCAGUCACCAGAUCGAAACUGCUGUUGACCGCUUUGACUACAUGGCUUUCCAUGCCCCUACCUGCAAGCUCGUAGCCAAGUCGUACGCGCGCCUGCUGUACAACGACUACCUCGUCGACCCCUCCAACCCCAUCUUUGCUGAGGUCCCAGCCGAGCUUCGCGACCUGGACUACGCCACUUCGGUCACGGACAAGACUGUCGAGAAGACAUUUAUGACCCUCGCCAAGAAGCGCUUUGCUGCCCGCGUCCAGCCCAGCAUCCAGGUCCCAACCCAGUGCGGUAACAUGUACUGCGGCAGUGUCUACGGCAGCUUGUGCAGCUUGCUCGCCAACGUCAACAGCCAGGACCUGCAGGGCAAGCGCAUCGGCAUGUUCAGCUACGGAAGUGGUCUGGCCUCGUCCUUGUUCUCCUUCACUGUCAAGGGCAGUACCGAGAGCAUUGCCAAGCACCUCGACAUUCAGAACCGCCUUGAGAGCAGGCGUGUAGUGGCCCCCCAGGUCUAUGACGAUAUGUGCCACCUUCGUGAGCAGGCUCAUUUGCAAAAGGACUUCACCCCCAAGGGAAACCCCGACACCAUUGUUCCCGGAACAUACUACCUUACUGGUGUUGACAGCAUGUUCCGCCGCACAUACGCGAUCAAGCAGUAG
Exserohilum turcica Et28A is the source of this 1402-nucleotide messenger RNA. RefSeq lists its product as uncharacterized. Bases 20 to 1402 code for a protein of 460 amino acids. Lineage: Eukaryota; Fungi; Ascomycota; Dothideomycetes; Pleosporales; Pleosporaceae. The transcript is spliced from 4 exons. Gene Ontology annotation, molecular function: hydroxymethylglutaryl-CoA synthase activity. Gene Ontology annotation, biological process: ergosterol biosynthetic process; acetyl-CoA metabolic process. The record is from RefSeq and is a predicted model, not a curated record.